UUUAAAAUGAAAUUCUUUAUUGUUGUCUUCUGUUUCUGCUUAUUCAAAUGUAUAGCUAACACAUAUAGUGACGAUUUGCCUGAAUCGUUCGAUUGGAGAGAAAAAGGAGCUGUAUUAGGUACUCCAACAGUACCAGGAAUAUUUUGUGCUAGAUCUGAUUGGGCAUAUGCAAUUGCAAACGCAGUAGAAACUCAACUUUUUUUAACAAAUGGAACUUUAAAAUCUUUCAGUCCUCAAUAUAUAUUAGAUUGUUGUUCAUUCUCUGAUGGUUGCAACAACGGUCCAUCUAUAGAAACAGCAUACGCAUGUUUAGAACGAAAUGGAGGGGUUAAUUCGCAAUACUCAUAUUUCGAUGGAAUGCAAAGACCUUGUUUCGGAGGGGCGAAUUUACCAAUAAAGUUCGAAAGAUGGAACAAAAUUAGCGAGGAAGAACUUAAAAGGCUUUUAGUUACAAGAGGUAUUCUCAAUGUAAUGAUAAACGGUGCAAAUCUUCAUAGUUACACAGGAGGAAUAUGGUUGUCUGACGAUUGUAAUAAAAGUAAUCCCGACCCUUGGACCGUAAACUUAAUAGGAUAUGGCAGAGAAAAUAAUACCGACUAUUGGAUUCUUAAAAACUGGGUUGACAGUUCAUGGGGAGAGGGCGGAUUUUUUAGAUUAAUUAGAAAUCAAAAUGCUUGUGGUAUUACUGAUACAGUUUUAGUACCAAUGGUUGUAGUGUAGCCUAUUUAUUUGUUUGUAAAGUAUCUUAAUAAAAAUAUAAAUAUAUAUACA
Molecule: messenger RNA, 771 nt
Organism: Diabrotica balteata
Lineage: Eukaryota; Metazoa; Arthropoda; Insecta; Coleoptera; Chrysomelidae
Source: the annotation of a GenBank genome assembly